Messenger RNA from Carassius carassius (crucian carp), 1630 nucleotides. It is a transcript of the gene mettl17, whose product is annotated as methyltransferase like 17. Lineage: Eukaryota; Metazoa; Chordata; Actinopteri; Cypriniformes; Cyprinidae. Gene Ontology annotation, molecular function: S-adenosylmethionine-dependent methyltransferase activity; structural constituent of ribosome. The record is from RefSeq and is a predicted model, not a curated record. The coding region runs from base 144 to 1535 and encodes 463 amino acids. The transcript is spliced from 14 exons. Gene Ontology annotation, cellular component: mitochondrial small ribosomal subunit. Gene Ontology annotation, biological process: translation.
GUCGGACUUAUUUUGAAGUCGUAUUGCCGACGACCACAUGAGCAUGCGGUCGUACAGUGACCGAUGCAUACAGAGUGACUGUAAUCUGUGUUAAUUUAAUGAAGUAUCUCAUUUGUUGUAAGAUUUGAUAAUCGUGAAUAAACAUGUAUUUACUAGGCAGCCGAAUGUUUGUUAAAUGUUCAAGAUGCCAUAUGGCUUUAUGUUUAAAAGAAGCGCAGCGGUGUCAGAGCUCUGCGGCACCUCUGGAACAGGCCGACUUCUUGAAAGGUGCUCCUCAUAGAAAGCACCCAGGUGUGACAAACCUCAAAACAGUGCGCCUGCCGGAGCAACUGCAGGUAGCAGCACAGUCUGUCUUAAAAAGGGCAGAGGUAAAAAGUCUGACUGAAAGGGCACAUAAGCUGUCCAACUUCCUUUGGAGCAGGAAACGGGCGACAGAAACCUCUCAACUCAGGGAGAAAGCCAUCCUUCUUGAGAAGAAACUUUUGGAGCAGGACAGGGAUAUCCAUACAGAUGCCAUUGACCACAAACUAGAGGCUCAGAUAAGAAAGAGAGUAUUAUCUGAACUGAGAAGAACAACAUACAACAGGACUCCCCUAAGGUACGAUGAAGAUCUUGGGUUGGUGUAUAUGGCUGCCAGGCUAGCAGGCGGUUAUGCAGCUGUCCUGAGAGCAUUAAAUGAGAUAAAGAAGAGAGAUCCUUUGUUUGUACCAUAUUCUCUCCUGGACUUUGGAUCGGGACUUGGAACAUGUUCUUGGGCUUCACACACACUCUGGGGAGACUCUCUGAAGGAGUAUGUUUGUGUAGACAGCUCUGGAGACAUGAACACUUUGGCAGAACAGCUUCUCAGCGGGGGCAGUGAGGUGGAUAAUCCAGUGAUCAAACAAGUAUAUUUCCGCCAGUUCCUCCCUGUUUCUCCUACGGUGCAGUUUGAUCUUGUGAUAGCGGCUUUCUCUUUGUCAGAACUGGCCACUUUGGAUGAGCGUUUGAACGUUAUUUUCACACUUUGGAGGAAAACCAACUCAUACCUUGUAUUGGUGGAGAAUGGAACCAAGGAUGGCCAUCAAAUCCUUAUGGAGGCCAGAGACACUAUACUAAAGAGAGAAGAGGAGGUAAAACAUGACUUGAGGAGACCAUCUAUUUUUGCCCCCUGCACUCAUGAGCUGCCUUGUCCCAAGCUGAUCAAGCAUCAUGUAGUACCUUGUAACUUCACCCAGUUCUACUACUCUCUGUCUUUAUCUAGGAGCCAAGAAAGGCAGCAGGAGAAGUUCAGUUACCUGAUUAUAUCCAGAUCUGCUGAGGAGAAGGUGCAGAAAUCUGAGCACUGGGACAUGACCAGACUGAUCGCAAAAGUCCAUCGCCGACCCAGACAUGUGCAGUGUCAGCUGUGUUGUGCCAAUGGAGAACUCAAACAGCUUGCUGUAACGGCCCAUCGGCAUGGAAAGGACAUGUACAGAUGUGCUCGUAGUAGUGACUGGGGGGAUCUGCUGCCUAUGUUUCAUGCAGAAGAUGACACUAAAAAUGAUGAGAUGCAGUGAAACCUACUACAAUAAUCUGUUAAUAAAGUGUUUGUGGAUAACAGUUGAAUUUUUUUGUAAUAUGUAUUCCCAAAUACAGCAGUUCAUCUAUGCAA